Molecule: messenger RNA, 345 nt
Organism: Haemonchus placei
Lineage: Eukaryota; Metazoa; Nematoda; Chromadorea; Rhabditida; Trichostrongylidae
Source: the annotation of a GenBank genome assembly
UGGCGUCAUAUGAAAUGUGUCACCAAAGAGGGUGAGAAAUCUCAGAAAGCAGCAUCACCAUGUGAAAUGUCGAUGGGUGAAACCGAAUUCGAUGAGAAGCUGAGGACGGCUCCUUUUGAUCCAUGUUUUGAGGAAAUUGUGGACGGAAAACCUCGAAGUUAUUGUAACGUACUCUGUCCUGGUGCUGAUACCGUGUACCUCAUUAAGCGUUCACCACCGAAUCAGAGGUUCAGCAAGAAGGAAGAAAAUGUAAAGGCAGGCAACUUCCUGCCCGGAGAAUUACUCACCUUAAGACCUAUUUCCCGAGAAAAUUCUAUCUCAUUGAAAGAGCUCAAAGACGUUUGA